GCGAAACUGUGAAAUAGAAGACUUUAGAGUACAAUCCAGAAGUUUUGUUUUACUUAUAUCCUGAACGUUGUUAUCACCGCAACGCACAUCUUGUUUUUUAAAGUUUUACGGAAUGACAUCGAACCCUUUCAUUCUCCCGGAUUUUGAGACUAUAUUUGAAUUAAGAGAUAAAGAGAAGGAAGAAAAGCUCAAGAGGGUAAGGGAGCUUUCUCAGUUAAAAGUGCAUGAGAAAAUUCCAUAUGACAAACAAGUUAAAACAAGACGUUCUUUCCUCGAAGAACUUUCUACCGACAUAAGAGAUAGCACCACUGAUGCGGACAAUACUGCUUUUAUCUUACAGAAAACAAAAAGACAAUUCACUGACAGAGAAACAAAGGAUCAAUUCAUUGCGAAUAGGCGAGAAAUGUUUUUUCUGGAGUAUUCUAUCGCUGUUCAGCGGGCAGAACUAAAACGAUUGGUUGACCUAGCGUCUCACGAAGAGAAAAAGCUAGAACUUGCUGAACAGUGUUUAGAACAAGAUGCUGCACUUUUCGACGAGUUUUUAAAGGAGAAUGAUAAGAGUUCUGUCGAAGCAAUUGCUAGUUCUGAACAGGAAGGUCGUAAACGCGCCAUGAUGGUUGAUAAAAUUAAACAGUUAACUCUACAAAAAUCACAAAUCAAUGCGGAGAUUACAAGACUAAAAGAAACUGUAAAGGAUUAUAAAUAUUUCAAGGGAUUUAUUGAGCGUUUAAUUCCAGAACCGUUCAAUACACUAAGACAAAAUACUAAACAAAAUAAGCAACAAAUGAAAUAUAGACAGAAAUUAUUGCUUGAAAGUUUUAAUUCAAAGCCAUCAUCAAUUGCUUCAAGUGAAAAAUCUAAUCGGAGACCAUCUUUCGUUUUAACUAGAAGAUCAUCACUAAUGUCAAUCGCAACUACACCACCGUCUAAAGAAGUGAAAAAAUUGAAAGAGAUUCAACCAUACGAUGACAGUUCAAGCAGUGAAGACAGUGAUGACAACGUGUAUUUUACAAAUCCUGUACAAAUAUUAAAUAUAAUGCGUGAUUUAGAGGACACUAAUUUACGAUUGAUUCAGCACUGUCAAGAAUCAGAUGAUACCAUUGAAAUAUUACGGAAUCAAGUGAACGAAAGUGUAGAUAACUAUCAGAAGGAUGUUCGCAUUUUAUCGAAACACCAAACCUCCCUUCAAGAAGCCAUUAACUCGGAAAAAAUUAAAACUCAAUGCUUAAAUUUGAGUAUGAGUGACUUUUUAUUUUCGGGUUACAAUUCAGAACAGCAGAAAUUAAUUUUGAACGAUCUUCAUGAAACUAUUACUGAGGUUUAUCGAGAUACUAUUCGGAAAUCUGACACACCAUUGAGUUCACUACAAAUGUUAUACGAAAUUGAGGCUAAAAUGGUUGACCUACUAGAAUUUCUGCAAACGCUUCCUGAAGAUGAAGUAAAGGAAGUGAAACAGGCCAAAGAAGCUGAACAACGACAACAAAUUAAAGAAGAGAAGAAGAAUCAACAACGGAUAUAUCAAGAGGAGCGAAUACAAAAGGCGUUAGAACGUGCAAAAGCUGAACCAAAGAAACAAGUAAAUAAUUAAUAAUAGAAAUUAGUAGUAGUUAACAAUGACCAGUAGUUUAAAAGAAUGAGGAAAUCUGGGUAAAUGAAUGACUGGACUGUAUGCAUUAUCUACACCUAAUGAGGCUAUUAGUAAGUAUUAUUGAUUGUGUGCUGUGAACCAGAACAGGGGAGUUGCCUAGCUAUAUUUUAUGAAUGAUGAUUAUGUGGGCGAUGUUAGAUUGUGUUGAAAACUGUUUUGAACUCAACGGAUCAACCGAAAUCAUUAUUACAAAUAGGAAUUUCUGCUUUCAUAUAUAUUUUGUCCCAUUUUAAGAUUUCAGUAGUUAUUUCGUUAACCAUCACAUAUUGUCAACUCACUUACCAUUGCAAUAAUCACUUACCUGAAAUCAGGAUUCACAAAUCAUUGAAAACUUUUGUUUACUGUAGAUUUUUCUUACAUCAUAAGCUAGUUCAGACAUCAGGACAAUUAAGACUCCGUGGCAUUAUCGUGUCGGUUAGACCAGUGACUGAAUCAGUAAGUGAAUUGUGGCAAUUUUUAACUGCUUGACUUUUUUUCAUGAUUCUACGUUGAAAAACCAGACAGUCAGUCACAUCACACUAAACACAGUAAGGUUCAAACAACUGAAUCAGUUAUCAACUGGUGUGUCUGGUCUACACACAUGUCUUACACGCAGCUACUUAGUUGGCCAAUAACCCCGUAUCAUAUUGCUGAUUUGUUGGCUUCUUGUAUCCUACUGAAAAAAAACUAGAACUGGAUACUUUUUACCUAGUAACAGGGUCUUAUUUCACCAAUACUAGUUGAUGUAGGAUUUCGAUGAGGGAAGCUAUGAUUUCUUAGCACAAAACAAUUUACUGUUCAACGUAUUAUCUAAUUGUUGAUGCAAUCUAUUUGAGAGAGUGUGAGAACAGCGGUUUGAGAUACUAGAAUUCAGUGACCAGAACCUCUUAGUGAAAAACUCGAAGUCACUACGGAGGAGCCGGUUGUUUAGAAAUAAUUUCACUCAAAAGCUACAUAAUUUAGGAGAUAUUAAAUUGUGGUAUUAGGUCAACUUGGUCUUCGUAAGCAGUUAAACAUAUCAUCAAGGAGAAUUAAAUACAUUCACAGAAGACAUUUAUUUUGUAUACUCAUUUAUAUACCUUCAUUCUAGAGUGUUAAAAACAAAUGAACAAUUUUUGGCAGAUAUUCGGAUUUCUAAAGUGCAUUUGAUGAAUAAAGAGCUUACGAGUGAAUUCAAUGAAAAACAGAAUUCUCAUUCUUGACGAUGUUUUAGUUAUUCAGUCUUCUCUGAAUCCCUUCAAAGAACAGUUUAUUUUGUCAUUUAAGAAAAUUGAUAUUGCACUAAUUACGUCUAUUUUUAAAAAAUCUUUAUCUUACAAAUCCUAUAGACUGGGCGCAGACUGGUGACUCGAUCACAGCCUCCAGUAAUACAUAAAUCAGAUGACAAGAAAAAUGAUGCAGAAGCUAGAGAAGCAAAGGAGCUAGCCUUCUUAUUCGAAUGAAUAUGCUUUAACUAAUAAUAAUAAUAAUAAUCAAAACAGUAACAGUCUAACUUACAAAUUUAUCCACAGCUUUUCUUAAUAUUUUUCUACGCAUAAUAACCAUACUACUUAUAAUAAUAAUUAUUAUUAUUAACAUUCAAGAUUUUGUAAACUUUUCGUGUGCAGAUGUACAUUUUUACGGAUCGCAAAUUUCUCAUAUAGGGGCAACUGGGUAUGAUUCUUUAUUCCCAAUGCAUUGCUGAUCAACUGUACAAUGAAAAUAAAGUUUUAUCUUUGCUUGGUUUACCACUGAUAAAUUUAUUUCUCAUUCACACCCUACAGUAUGCUGUGCUCCAUAAUGUUUUAGCUUUGGCGAUGAACUCCUAACCAGACUUUUUCAGCUAGUGGUCAGUGUAUA
This is a messenger RNA of Trichobilharzia regenti, 3466 nucleotides long. The record is from the annotation of a GenBank genome assembly. Lineage: Eukaryota; Metazoa; Platyhelminthes; Trematoda; Strigeidida; Schistosomatidae.